ACAUUCAAAGUAAAAGUAAUCGCGCCGCCUCAUCGUACGGCAGUUUCUUGCUACGCUACUGUGUAUUGUACAUAAAAUCCUGAAUACGGAAAAUUUUACACCAUCAGUUUACCCUUUACAACAUUGUUUAUUCGACUUAAUGAAGAUAUGAGGAUUUUGCGAUUACACAAGUGCGAAUUUAGUACACGCGCUUUGACAACCCACUUGAAGGGUAAAGUAAUCGCGAUCAGAAGGGAGGAUCAAUCAGUAUGGGAGAGAAGAGCACCUUUGGCACCAACGAAUGUUCGCCGGUUAAAUAGGGCAGGGGUGCGAGUGAUAGUGCAGCCGAGCAACAGAAGGGCUUACCCUGCACAAGCGUACCAAGCCGCGGGUGCUAUACUCCAGGAAGACAUUAGCUCUGCCUCUGUGAUUUUCGGAGUGAAGCAAGUUCCCGUGGACCAGCUUAUAUCAAACAAAACCUACUGCUUCUUUUCUCACACGAUCAAGGCGCAGGAGAGCAACAUGCCUCUCCUGGAUGCUAUUUUGGAAAAGAACAUACGUCUGUUGGAUUAUGAAAAAUUAACGGACGUCAAUGGGCAAAGGGUAGUGGCUUUUGGGAAGUACGCUGGCGUGGCUGGUAUGGUGAACAUAUUACAUGGACUCGGAUUGAGAUUGCUGGCUCUUGGACACCACACACCCUUUAUGCAUAUUGGGCCAGCGCAUAACUAUAGGGAUUCGGCAAUGGCGCGGCAGUCGAUACGAGAUGCGGGUUAUGAAAUUGCAUUGGGUGCCAUGCCGAAAUCCAUUGGACCUCUGACCUUCAUUUUCACUGGUAGCGGUAAUGUCAGUCAAGGUGGUCAAGAGGUUUUCCAAGAACUUCCACACGAAUACGUACCACCAGAAAUGUUGAAGAAAGUCGCUGAACAUGGCGAUAUGACAAAGAUAUAUGGGUGCGAGGUAAGACGAAGGCAUCAUCUAGAGAGGAAAGAUGGUGGUGGUUUUGAUCCUGAAGAAUAUGAUAAGCAUCCUGAGAGAUAUAUUUCCACUUUCAGCAAAACGAUUGCGCCAUAUGCGUCAGUCAUUAUUAACGGUAUAUAUUGGGCACUUGAUUCGCCAAAGUUGCUGACAUUACCAGAUGCGAAAUAUUUACUAAGGCCAGCUUGUACUCCAUGGUUGCCUACGAGUGUUGGUGCACCUGCCUUACCUCAUAGAAUGUUAGCCAUCUGUGAUAUAUCUGCCGAUCCUGGAGGCAGCAUUGAAUUUAUGAACGAGUGUACAACAAUUGACACUCCAUUUUGUUUGUAUGACGCCGACCGCAACAAGGACACGAAAUCUUUCAAAGGUCCAGGAGUCCUAGUGUGCUCGAUAGAUAAUAUGCCGACUCAGCUCCCAAAAGAAUCCACAGAUUUCUUUGGGAAUCUUUUGUAUCCGUACUUGUUGGACAUUAUCCAAUCGGACGCGAAGUUACCAUUGGAACAACACAAAUUUAGUCCGGCAGUGCACGACGCAAUAAUUGCAUCUAACGGGCGUUUGACAUCAAAUUUCGAAUAUAUUCAGGAUUUGAGAUUACAGAAUCAACGUAGCAAGCACAAAGCAGACAACAGGGAAGCGCAAAACAAAACGGUGGUUGUGCUUGGUGCAGGCUUCGUUUCCGGACCAUUAGUCGAAUAUUUACAUAGACUUAGCAACAUACGUUUGAUUGUUGCAUCUCAGUUAAACGAAGAGGCUGAUGUAUUAGCGAAUAAAUUUCCCGGAGUGGAACCAAUGCUUCUGAAUGUAUUAGAACGACCAGACUAUCUGGGAGACAUUGUCGAAUCCGCGGAUGUUGUGGUUUCAUUAUUGCCUUACUCUUUGCACCAUGUUAUUGCAAAAGCAUGCAUAAAAGCCAAGACUCAUUUGGUGACUGCAAGUUACAUGAACGACGAAAUGAAGGCUUUACACGAUGAGGCUGCAGCAGCAGACGUAACGAUACUUAACGAGGUAGGAUUAGAUCCUGGGAUCGAUCAUUUAUUGGCUCUAGAAUGUUUCGAUAACGUGAAGCAAGCUGGAGGAAAAAUAGAGUCUUUCGUGUCUUGGUGCGGUGGUUUACCUGCUCCAGAGUGUUCCGACAAUCCGUUACGCUACAAAUUUAGUUGGUCACCGCGAGGUGUAUUAUUAAAUACUUUAGGGGCUGCGAAAUAUUAUUAUGAUGAACAAGUGAUUGAAAUACCAGCCGGUGGGGACUUGAUGUCUGCUGCUGAAGAAUUAGAUUUUUUACCAGGGUUCGCUUUGGAAGGUUAUCCAAAUCGAGACAGCACAAUGUAUAAAGAACUAUAUGGAAUAAAUACCGCAAACAAAGUGUUACGUGGCACGUUAAGGUUUAAAGGAUUUUGCGACACGGUGCGAGCUUUGCGAUAUCUUGGACUCAUCGAUCCCAAUCCUCAUCCGUGUUUACAUCCAAAUGGACCAGAUAUAACAUGGAGAGUGCUGAUUUGUAAUUUAUUAGGUUUGGCGAACGAUAACAUUUUUUAUGAAAAUCUCAAAAGAAAAUUGGGAGAUGUAUUGAAUUCAGACGCUGCUGUGCAUGCUGUUGAAGAUUUGGGGCUUCUUAAAGAGGAUUUGGUCUUGAAGCUAAACACUCCACUCGAUACACUGACGUAUUAUCUAUCGAAAAAAUUAUGCUACGGGGAGAACGAAAGAGAUCUCGUAAUCUUGAGACAUGAUAUCGGUAUUCUCUGGCCAGAUAACAGACGAGAAACGAAGGGAAUCAAUUUAGUGUUGUAUGGGGACGUGAACGGACACUCCGCUAUGGCGCGCACGGUUGGAUAUCCCACGGCCAUUGCUGUCAAAAUGAUUCUUGACGGUGAAAUUCAACAAAGAGGCGUGGUACUACCAUUCACAGCAGAUAUUUAUCGACCUAUAUUGAAUCGUCUGAAGGCAGAAGGUAUGGAGUUUCUCGAAACAUCGAAAUGGCAUUAAUUCUUUUAGAUAAAUGAUUUGUAAUACGUUGUACAAAUGAAAUUUACCAAUAAAUAAGUUUUUGUAUAUA
Molecule: messenger RNA, 3007 nt
Organism: Megalopta genalis
Lineage: Eukaryota; Metazoa; Arthropoda; Insecta; Hymenoptera; Halictidae
Gene: LKRSDH
Product: lysine ketoglutarate reductase/saccharopine dehydrogenase
Cellular component (GO): cytoplasm
Molecular function (GO): saccharopine dehydrogenase activity
Source: RefSeq, a predicted model, not a curated record